UUGCACGCGGAGCGGCCUGUCCUUGUUUGUCGCCAGAUUCAUCUUUUCGCCCUGGCUCCGGUUAGCUCGAGCAAAGAGGCACAAUGUUUGCUCUCAUUCUCAGGGUUGCGGCAUGUCUUACUGUUGUAAAAGUCGGAGCUAAUCCCUUGAAGAGCCAUCUCGGCACUUGGCGCAUUGUGGGGGGUCGUGACGUAGUGAGGGGCCAGUUCCCGUACAUGGUAGCCCUCAUGGAGUCUGGCGACCAAAUAUGUGGGGGAUCACUGAUUGAUGACAACACCGUGCUCACUGCUGCUCACUGCUUCAAAUUCCACCCUAAGCCCGAUACAUGGAGUGUUGUCCUUGGCGGUGAACCUUCCCUUUACAAGUCUGAUAUGAAAAACGACACGCAGAUUCUAAAGGUCAAGGACAUAAGACUACAUCCGGGAUAUGAUCCACAUCACAUGGGAAGAGACGACAUCGCCAUUUUGAAACUAGCCGGACGAGCAACGAUGUCGGAUAAAAUUGCACCAAUUCGCUUACCUUCCAAGGAUGAUAGGGCCGCGCCAGAGACAGAAUGCAUUGCAAUUGGUUACGGAAAUACGGACGCGUACGGAAUGAACGGUUACAUACUUCUCUUCACCAUGUUGCGGACCAGAGAAAAGACAGUCUGCACAAAAGCUUACCCAAACUCCAGCAUCUACGCAGAGAAUGCAUGCGCAGGAGGCUAUGCCGGAAGGAGUACGUGCGGGGGCGACUCGGGAGGACCUCUCGUCUGUCCUCGCGGUAACUUACUGGUUCUCGAAGGUGUGACGUCAUGGAAUACAGAAAUGUGCGGAACUGUCGGAAAGCCAGCUAUUUUCACCGCUGUAGCCUCCUAUCGGGAGUGGAUUGAACUAAAUAGACACUGAAAGUUCGGAAAAUGCUUGAAUGUAUCGAAAAGUAGCAAAAUUGGUGGAUAAAACUGGACUUCGAACCCCUUAUUUUCACCCCUUUUAUUUUGG
Messenger RNA from Lineus longissimus, 980 nucleotides. RefSeq names its product chymotrypsin B-like. The coding region runs from base 84 to 887 and encodes 267 amino acids. The record is from RefSeq and is a predicted model, not a curated record. Gene Ontology annotation, biological process: proteolysis. NCBI's taxonomy places the organism in Eukaryota, Metazoa, Nemertea, Pilidiophora, Heteronemertea, Lineidae. Gene Ontology annotation, molecular function: serine-type endopeptidase activity. The transcript is spliced from 6 exons.